Messenger RNA from Myxocyprinus asiaticus (Chinese sucker), 4358 nucleotides. Its product is annotated as KICSTOR subunit 2-like. Gene Ontology annotation, cellular component: KICSTOR complex. Lineage: Eukaryota; Metazoa; Chordata; Actinopteri; Cypriniformes; Catostomidae. The record is from RefSeq and is a predicted model, not a curated record. Gene Ontology annotation, biological process: cellular response to amino acid starvation; cellular response to glucose starvation; negative regulation of TORC1 signaling. Bases 283 to 1632 code for a protein of 449 amino acids. The transcript is spliced from 3 exons.
GCGUUUCGUAUAGAUUGUCCCCUUCGUCUUUCCGAUGUGUUGUUAUUGAAAAAAGUGUCAUGGUGGCGAUGAACACUAAACAUGUACAUUUUACUUGCAGAAAACGAUCUGAAUCAUUUAAAUUUGUUUGUGUAAUUUAUUUAGUCCUUUUCCAGCGACCGUAAGCCUCGACUACAUUACUAUACCGAUAAACUUCUUCAUAAACAUCUCUUUAUAGACAGUUCAGUGCGGCUGUCGCAUGAAUGUGCAGCAGCUGUCAGCUGAACUCACGCCUGUCUGAUCAUGACUGACACGCAGCGAGAUGAGGAGCUGCGACCGGUUCCGAAAGAGCGAGCCGUCCUCGAGAGUUUCUUCACCCAGCUCGGCAUGUUCUGGUUCGACAGGGCAAAGGAUUAUGUGGAGAAGGAGAAGGACGCCAGUAAGAGCGCAGGGGCCAUCUGGGCGUCAUUGCUGGCAGCUCUCGCCCACCUGGCAGCUGCAGAGAAAGCCUACCACAACAUGACUUUCCUCGGGCAGAAACUGGGUGGCCAGUCAUUCUUCAGCCGGAAGGAUUCCAUCAGGACCAUCUAUACAUCUCUGCACAAUGAACUGAAGAAGGUGGUCUCCAUGGGCCGUCACACAUCUGGGGGAUCCACACUCAAUCUGGAAGAUCUGCUGUCGCAUUUGUCCGAGCAGCUCUGUCACUUCACGCAGGCCAGAAUGGAGAUCGCUGAUUUCUACGAGAAGAUGCAUUCCCUGGGUAGCCAGAAGACAGUCAACUCUGAGGAGCUUGUGAGCACCCUGGAGACCAUUUUGCAGAAGAACAGUUCCAGAUUUCACCAUCCAAUCCUGAGCAGUCUUGAAAGCAGCUUUCAGGUGGAAGUAGACAUUUUGGCGGAACUGUUGCGAUGCCAGGCGCAGAUCUCAGAGUGGCACUUCCUUCCAUCUCUGCUAAACCUGCAUGGGGCACAUUCAAAACUGCUGGCGUGGGGUCAGGUUUUCGAACGCCAACGUGAGACCAGAAAAAACCUGUUUGGAGGCCAAUCGCAGAAGGCUGUGCAGCCACCACACCUGUAUUUGUGGCUACAGCGUCUCCAAGCGGCUCUCCUCGCCAAGUUCAGCUUCUACUUCCACGAGGCCCUCAGCCGACAGACGUCUCAGUCCGAUAUGAAGACCCUGACGGCUCGCACCUUGCCCGAUUACUUCGGCAAGAUCUCUGGUUUCAUUCGCAAGCACGACGCUUCUAAUGUCUCGUUGAUCUUCGACAACCGUGGCUCGGACAACUUUCAGGGACACGGCUACCAUCAUCCGCAUUCGUACCGUGAAGCCCCUAAAGGUGUGGACCAGUUUCCUGCUGUGGUGUCACUUCCGGGUGGGGAGAGACCGGUCACACAUUGGCCUAAUGUUAUCAUGAUUAUGAGCGACCGAUCCACUGAGCUGAACGCUCUGGAUAAGGUGGUCCAUUUCUACGACGAUAAAGUCCAAAGUACAUACUUCUUAACAAGGCCUGAACCCCACUUCACUAUAGUGGUGAUCUUUGACGGUAGGAAAUCUGAGAGGGACUCGCACAUUGUGGCAUUCCUACAGGAGCUAACGGAGUCGUUGAUGAACUCGAAACCCUUUACUACGCUCAAACCAGGCUCCAAGGGCUGAAGUUCAUAAUUAAAGUUCAUAAUUUCAGUAUAACAAAAAUAGACUUGGUUGUCCAACCCAAAUAUAUAUAUAUUUAUUUUUUUAAAGAAAUUUCACACACUGUAAAUAUUACUAGUAAUCUCAAACUGUAAAAACAAAAUUGUUUACUCAACUUAAGCAUAAGUUUUUACUAUUCUUACAAGUUUUAAUUAAAGGAGACCUAUUAUGCCCCUUUUUACAAGAUGUAAUAUAAGUCUCAGGUGUCCCCAGAAUGUGUCUGUGAAUUUUCAGCUCAAAAUACCCCACGGAUCAUUUAUUAUACAAUGUUGUAAAUGCCUCUUUUUGGGUGGAAUCAAAAGCAUGCUGUUAUCGUGUGUGUCUCUUUAAAUGCAAAUGAGCUGCUGCUCCCCGCCCCCUUUUCGGAAGAGGGCUGUGCCUUUACAGCUCGUGCUUCGGAUACUAUAGCAACAAAUCAGAACCAAUAUGACUGACACCGUAAAUACCGGAGUUCAGCCACAUAUGUAUGAGCAACCGUAAACGAUGCAAAACAUAGGCAUUUUGAGUUUGUGAUAGUGCUUCUUGUGUAGAAAAUCACUUCCUGCCCUCCAUCUGCAUUUCACGCCACAGCAACACAGUGACGUGACGUCAUGUGCAAACAAGCUAUAACGACAUAGCUCUGGUCUCCGUGAAUACAAUCAGAGACAACGGUAACUUUAGCUGCAUUAGCCAUGGAAUCAGGUAACAAGCACAUUCGGAAAGGCGAUUUGCAAACAUUCACAAAAUAUAAAGUGCGAUACUUACAUCUUCAAGAUAUAAAGCUGGAACACGAACAGUUGGUACUGAUCCAUGCUUGAGAGUCAAAUUUUUUGAAAAUCCUGCUUUAAUAUUGACCCGAAUUUUGUUAUGUUUUGGAGUGGUGGUGGCGUAGUGGACUAAAGCACUGAGCUGAUAAGCAAAAGGUUGUUGGUUCAAUCCCCACAACUACCACCAUUGUGUCUUUGAGCAAGACACUUAACUCCAGGUAGCUCCAGGGGAACUGUCCCUGUAAUAAGGGCACUGUAAGUCGCUUUGGAUAAAAACAUCUGCUAAAUGUAAAUGUUUUGGGGCACAUUUUCUUCAAAAACAAAAUUUGUCCACUGCGUCUUCAGUGGCUCUGAUGCCGGGAGUACAUGAAGACUCUUAUGUUCACUUUUACAGCCUACAACAGAACACGUAUGAUGCUUAUGAAGCCGAGACAUUAUUCUUCUCACUGUAGCUGCUCCAGUGUGGAAUAAAAUGGCGGACUGUGUCGAUCACUCAGGGGAGGAUCUAUGAUAAUAGGGUGGAGUCCGUCACCAGUCGUGGGCGAGGCCUGCUCUAAAGUGACGUCACUUUAGAGCGGAUACCAAAACCAGUCAUUUUGAGACACUGUUUUUGAUUAAUAGAAAUAUAAGAAAGAGGAGUGGGUGGACUUUUAACAUUGUAGGGUGGUUGUGUACACACACUGCCGACUCACAUUUAUGUUCAAACACCACGUAAAAGUGAAUUUUGCAUAAUAGUUUGCCUUUAAGUACAUUUACCCUCUUAACCCUAAAGUUGUCAAUAAUAAAAACAUUUAAGUGGUCCUAAUUAAAAAGUACUUGAAAUGUCACAUUUUGGAAUCAUAACUCAAAUAUAUUCUGUACAUUCUUUAAACUUUGGCUUUGAGUACUGCUAACUCAAAAUGAUCGAGUACAAAAUUGCAGCUGUGUGGAAUACCCAUAACCCCUUGCACCUGAAUAAAUUAUGAAUGUUUGGUCAAAACAAGGGAACUUAUGUAGAAAAAUAAUCAUUCUUAUUUGAAAAUGUAUUUAGUUUUAGUUCUUACGACUAUUGUUGUUGUUUUGUUGUAGCUGGUUGAUAAUUGAGAUGGAGUCACCAUGAGGGUGAUUAGUGUUUCCUCUGGUGAACUUGGAGCCUGAUAGGUUUAAGCCAUUCUUCUUUACUCAAUUGAACUUUACAAAAGUGCAAAUUUAUGUGAGCUAAGAAGUACUGAGUAGAAUCCACUGUGCCAUAUGGUUAACCAAGAUUCCAGUCAUAAUUUCCCCCUUACUGUUAGAUGUGAUAACCCUGUUUAAAUAUUUAAAUAUACACAACUAUACUUUAAUCACAGAUGAGUUAAGUUUACUUGUAACUAGUCAACAUUACAAAAAAAUUAGUUCUGUUUACUUGAGCCAACUUAGUACAUUUAUUAGACAAAGCAUACAAACCGAUUGCCUUGAAAUAUCUCAAUAUCAAUUCGCCUCAUUUGCAUGUCCUAGCAUGUUUAAUAGAUCACUGAUGUUCUUUUUAUUCAUUGUGCUGCUGAAACAGUUGUAGAAUAUAAUCCUUUUAUCCCAUUUCGCCUUGAAUGAAUAUUAAAGAGGUCCAAAUACUUCAUGAGCCCAAACAUUUGCAGACCAAAGACAAAUACCACAGCUGUUAUAGACAAUAAUGUGUGCCUUAUUUUUAAUUUGCUCUCUUCCAAUGGUUUAAAUUAGUUUUUCCUUGCCUUUCGGCUCUGCAAUUGGACUUGCUUUGCCAAAUGUAAAAGGGACCCAUUGCAAAGAAUUAUGAUUUCCCUUUUUAUUGUUAAUUUGCCAUGUGCAACACAUCUUAAUAGCCAAGCCUUUGAUUUUAACAGUUAAAUCACUUACUGAAAUAAAGUUUUAAAUCAUACUAUAACUGCAUUGAGUUAAUUUGUCCCUAUAGGGAGAAUAAUUACAUAUGGGAAUUGUAGCUUUACUUAA